AUGAACGACUCGAGACGAAAUAGGCGACCCGACAGUCGUCAAAUGUGGGACGAAUCCGAGAAACGCGACAGGCGCGGAGGACGUGACAGGGAUAACAACGACCGUGAUCGCGAUCGCAGAAGCUACAGGUCACGAUCGCGCGAGCGCCGUGGAUACAGAGAUCGAUCAAGAUCUCCAGAUAGAAGAAAUAAGGACAGAGAUGGAGAUAGGAACCGACCCAGGGAUAGAGGCCCCCGGCAUCAUGAUGACCGGGACAGAAGGGACAGACGGAAAGAUGAUAUAGAGGAUGCGCCGCCUAGACCUAGACGGGAUGAGCGUCGUGAUGAUUUGAAGGACAGACGAGGCAAACCCCGUCGUUCAGCCUCACCACAAACACGCAGUCCUUCAAAUGAGACAUCGCUUCCCACACGCACUCGCCCCGAACCUAAGCGUCCAGCACCUCACAUGUCCUUCAACGUCGGCUCUCGUUCAAGCCGCUCACCACCACCGCCGCCGUCAAACGCUGAACGUGAAGAGACAAAGGCUCACUCAGAAGAUGGCGAGGCUUCAGACAUGGACGAGGACCCUGUUGUGGCAGAAGACGACGACGUGGCCGCCAUGCAAGCCAUGAUGGGCUUUGGUGGGUUCGGAACGACAAAGAACACAAAGGUUUCUGGAAACAAUGCUGGCGGCGUGCGAAAGGAGAAAAAGACCGAGUACCGCCAGUACAUGAACCGAAAUGGUGGUUUCAACAGACCUCUGAGCCCUUCUCGCUAA
Fusarium sp. VM40 is the source of this 756-nucleotide messenger RNA. The record is from the annotation of a GenBank genome assembly. Lineage: Eukaryota; Fungi; Ascomycota; Sordariomycetes; Hypocreales; Nectriaceae.